Punica granatum (pomegranate) is the source of this 1374-nucleotide messenger RNA. The record is from RefSeq and is a predicted model, not a curated record. Lineage: Eukaryota; Viridiplantae; Streptophyta; Magnoliopsida; Myrtales; Lythraceae.
UCCACUCUCUCUCCACCUCAGCCUCGCCAUGCCAACACAACAUUCUCUCAUACCACAACCCACCACCAAUCCUCCUGUCUCCACCGCUCCCCAUCUUCACCAUGGAGGAGCGGGUGCCGCCCUCGGCAGACAACAACGGGAACCUAGAUAUUGAUAACCACAACCAUGUUCAUGGCCCGUUGCCCCCAUUGCCAGCAUCCGACCCCGAGCACGUGUUGGUGGUUCAAAUCCCGAAAGAUCAAAUCUACCGAGUGCCACCCCCUGAGAAUGCAUUGAUCAUCGAGCGCCACAGAAACCCUCCGAAGAAGGCCAACCAAAAGAAGCUAUGCGGCUGCUGUUCCUGGUGUUCUUGCCUAUCCAUAUGGGUCGUGAUUUUGGCCUUGGUGGCAAUCUUUGUCAUGAUAAGGACGUUACCAAGCACCAUGUCAUUCGCUUUCUUGCCUCGAGUGCCUGUCUAUCGCAUCGAGCACUUCUCUGUCAAGAACUUGACACAUUCAGCGCACCACGAGAACAAAAGCCACCUUCAUUAUGAAAUUACACUCAAGGAUGAGAACAAGAACCCCGUCACCGGAAUCUUGUACCACGAAGAUGGUAUCGUUUCCCUAUUGUGCAGGGGAAAGGAAAUCGCUGGUGGAAAAUACCCGGCAUUCAACCAAGAUGGAAAGGAGACAAAGGAUGUUAAAUUAACUCUCGAGGGUUUAAAUAUCCAUCUUCCUGAAGAUAUUAAUAAGAGCAUGAAGAGUACAACGCCAAAGGUUCACGUGCCUUUCUUGCUUGAGAUGGAUGUUCCUGCAGGGAUGAAGAUUGGACUAUUAAAAAGCGGAACCUUGAAAUUCACCGUUUCGUGCAAUUUCGUGGUGGAUACACUCGGAGAAAAGCAGGGCACUCGUAUACUUUCUCAGGAAUGCGUUACCAGGCGUACGCGCUUGUGAAGGUCCUCAGUUGAAAGAGUCUCAUGGAUCUGCUUGGCGGUCGCAUGUGUAGCCAUAUAACGGUUUGUUCAAGCUUGCCGAGAGAGGGAAAAGAUGGUGAAUGAAUGCUAUGAUCUAUAUCAUGUCCUGCUGAAAUGUACUUACCUAAUAUAAGACAAUUUGGCAUGGAUCGAACCGACAUCUCCUAAGCUUUCGAUACAUUCUCCCACCCAGCCGUUUAGUUUAGGUAUGUAUUCAUUUUAUUUCCCUUUCCCCCCUGCAUUCUUUCACGGAGAAAUUGUACAUUCAGCGUAUUGUCUCCAUUAGAAUUCUGAUGAGUUACUUUUAUAUUUUCAUAUGUAUUAUUCUUUCUUUCUCCUGGGCUCAAGGAACACAUAAGUAAUGGUGUCUGCGGAAUUGAAAAGAAAUUAUAUGGUUGUAUAGCAUCUAAUUAAUUAAACAU